AUGAGUGCCCAAUGGCCAGAACUCGGAAGCACAAUAAAUUUAAUGCGGGUUCAACAUGCGGAUCUAGCACUCGCCCACGCACUUAUGCGCGAGCGGGCACGAAUGGAGCAAGAUUUUAUUGGCGGGCUGCGAGCAUUGGUCGAGCAGUACAAGCCUGCACCUGAAGAGGAAAACAGAGAGUACUCAAAGGUACUCAUCGACGCAUUCGAGCAAGAAAUCAAGGCUCACUUGGAUAUCAAUCCGAAGGUGCCUGAGCAGCCUAUGUUAGAUGAUAAGGAAUUAUCAGUAGGCUCGGAGCUCGCACAGGAGCUUCAUGCUGCACACAAGAAGCAUGAAGACAAUUAUACCAAGCUUUUAGCUUCGAAAGAUGAGCUAAAGGCUUGGUCCAAUGAAAUCAAGACGGACCCAGCUCAGAUCCGAAUGCCAUUGGUAGAGCUUGAAUACCGCCUAAGCGUGCACCGUCAACGCGAAUCUGCGAGAAACCUCCAAGCGUGGUAUAACACCCAACUGCCUCCACUGGUGGAAUCCCAUCAUUCGAUCUUGGAGAACACGAAAAGCAGUCAUGAUAAACGCAAUAAACGCAAGGAUUGGUUUUGCAACAAUUUACUUCCAUUGGGUUACCGAGCGUCCAUUGGAGGAAAGAUGGAUAUAGAGUCGAACAGCCAAGCACUCAGACCGGUGGACUACUGUAACUGGUUCUUUGAUGGGCGACCUUCGCCUCUACGGUUUGGCAUAGGCACUCUAGAGUGCGAUCUACGGACACUUCACUGGUCACCUUCAGUCACGUACAUGCUGAAUGCUGAGCGGGACGAUGUCGCCGCUUGGUCACUGCCACCAGACCUCAAUGGGGUAUGCUGA
This is a messenger RNA of Serendipita indica DSM 11827, 858 nucleotides long. NCBI's taxonomy places the organism in Eukaryota, Fungi, Basidiomycota, Agaricomycetes, Sebacinales, Serendipitaceae. The record is from the annotation of a GenBank genome assembly.